This is a messenger RNA of Sebastes umbrosus (honeycomb rockfish), 5301 nucleotides long. RefSeq names its product SH3 and PX domain-containing protein 2A-like. Gene Ontology annotation, molecular function: superoxide-generating NADPH oxidase activator activity; protein binding; phosphatidylinositol binding. Lineage: Eukaryota; Metazoa; Chordata; Actinopteri; Perciformes; Sebastidae. Gene Ontology annotation, biological process: superoxide anion generation. The transcript has 14 exons. Bases 919 to 4236 code for a protein of 1105 amino acids. The record is from RefSeq and is a predicted model, not a curated record.
AAUAACAACACAAAAUGCACCAUUUUAUUAAGAAGGGGAAAUGCAUUUUUGUGUCGUGUAGCGCCGCCGUGUGGCCAAAUUAACUAAAUGUUAUUCUCCACUAGGAGGGAGCAAAGCGAGCAAAGCCAAUUGCCGUAUGCUGAGUUUAAGUGCUGUCGGAAAUCCUACAUAUCACAUUGAAAUUAAAGGUGUAAGUGAUUUGUUAUGUGAUUGUCAGCUAAGCAGACACAUUGUAUGUUUCUAUGCAGCUGUCCAUGCGUGUUUUAGUCAUACAAGCUGUUUUCUUGAAGUUAAAAAAAUCUGUAUACAGUGCAUUUAAGUUUUUUUUAUAAAGCUAUCUACCAAAAAGGCUUUUUUUUGUAUAGACUUUGAAGGCAGCAAUACAAUUCUCUUUUCCAUCCACUUUUAUUGCAAAAGGAAAAUGUGCUUUUCAUCACAUUGGCGGUCUGUUUUUUCUCCAAUGGUUUUCAGUAUAAGAGGCUUAUGCACAAUGAUACACAUUAGAAACAAGAAACAAGUCUGACUUUACUUCUUCAAGUGGUCCAGUGCAGCAGUGUGUCCAAGGGGGACCGCCCCGCACAUAUUGACAUGCCCUCUUGUCCGUCCUCUGCUGUGGUCGUCCAGGUCCAGCCCCCUUGAGGAAGAGGGGAGACUGAUUGAACGCCAGUUUUAUUGCGUUGUCAUGUUUCACAAGGAGUUCACAAGAAGCUCCGAGACUCUCCCGACACCAUCGCUUCAUGGAUGCACCCAAACUCCUUUUUCUUUCUUUCUCUCCUUCUACCAACUUUGCGGUCCUUUCAAGGCAAAUUCCCCUUAUGCUUUUUUUGACAUUUAAUGACGUUUUCAUGGCUGAGCAUAUUCUUUUGUAGCAUUUAAGAGUAUUUUCUUGGUGCAAAUCCCAUUUUUGGUUUUGUCAAGAUGCAGCUGCGAAACGUCCUAGACGUUAAUGUUGUGGACGUGCAGAAGAGAAGGAACCCCUCCAAACACUAUGUGUACCUCAUCAACGUCACUUACUCAGACUCCACUUCCCACGUCAUCUACAGGAGAUACAGCAAAUUCUUUGACCUACAGAUUCCUCCACUUUCAAAUCUGACUGAUAAACUUGUGGUAGCUAAAAGACGGUUCAUGUGGUUCAGCCAUCAAACAGAAGAUAAGGAUUGCUUGCCAUUUAAGUCGAUGCGAAUCCUCGACAAAUUCCCAAUCGAAGGAGGACAGAAAGACCCCAAAAAGAGGAUUAUUCCUUUUUUGCCAGGUAAAGUCUUGUUUCGCCGAAGUCACAUAAGAGAUGUGGCCGUCAAAAGGCUGAAGCAUCUGGAUAAUUACUGCAAAGCUCUGAUGAAGCUUCCCUCCCACAUUUCCCAAAGCGAGGAGGUCCUUAAGUUCCUUGAGACCAAGUCAGAGGACUUAAACCCUCCAACAGAAGACUGUGGAGGCUCCGGCAAGCGUAAAUCAGGUGUGGACCCUUCGGAUCCCAUGCUCCUGGAACAGUAUGUGGUGGUGGCCAGUUACGAGAAGCAAGAGCCUGCAGAAAUCAGCCUUCAAGCGGGCGAGGUGGUCGACGUCAUUGAAAAGAGCGAGAGCGGUUGGUGGUUCGUCAGCACCGCAGAGGAGCAGGGUUGGGUCCCUGCUACCUACCUCCACUCCCACAGUGCCACGCGGGAUGACUCUGAGCUGGGCGCCUCGAAAGCUGGGGAAGAAGAGAAGUACGUAACCGUGCAGCCUUACGCCGGCCAGGGCAAGGAUGAAAUUGCUUUUGAGAAAGGAGUCAUUGUGGAGGUGAUGCAGAAGAAUCUGGAGGGCUGGUGGUUCAUCAGGUACCAGGAUAAAGAGGGCUGGGCUCCAGCCUCUUACCUGAAAAAGAUGAAAGAUGACCUCUCUCCCCGCAAGAAGACCGUGACGGGCCCAGUGGAGAUUAUUGGAAACAUCAUGGAGAUCAGUAACCUGCUGAACAAGAAAGCCUCGAGUGAGAAAGACGUGCAGGUUGAAGGAGUCCCAGAGAGCCCCCAGGUGGCCAAGAAGGAGAUCAGCCUGCCAAUCCCUUGUGCUGACUCCAGCCCUGUUAACACCCCACAGGAUGGAAAAAGCAAAGCAGAGCCUUCCUCACCGGCUAUAGCCCGCAUCGCCCCUCAGCGGGUGGAAAUUGGUUCCCCAGUUCUCAGACAAAAACCUCCUCCGCGGAGAGAUGCAACUCUGGGAUUCCAGUUGCCAUCCCCACCAGAUGCCCCUGCAGUUGAAGCCGAGUACUAUACCAUUGCAGAUUUCCAGUCCUGUAUAUCUGAUGGUAUCACUUUCAAUGGAGGACAGAAAGCAGAGGUCAUUGAGAAGAACUCUGGUGGUUGGUGGUAUGUCCACAUAGGAGAGAAGGAGGGCUGGGCUCCCUGCUCCUACAUUGACAAACGUAAAAAGCCCAACCUGAAUCGUAGAACAAGCACUCUGUGCCGCCCAAAAAUUCCACCCCCUGCUCCGCCAGUCAAAAAACAAGACUCAGUGGAGACUGCACCUCCCAGCAGCCCAAGCUCUGAAGCACCAGAGUCCCCUGUGUCUCCUGGAAGGCCGGUGUAUGAAGAGCCAGAAUAUGAUGUCCCUGCCAUUGGCGAUCUGGACAUGGAGUCUGAGUUUGAGUUCCUGAGGGGAGAAGGUUCCUUGGUGGACGUAAAGAAUGAGGACACUUCCUCCGAGAAGGGAUCCCACCUGUCCUCGAAGCCUUCUCCGGCGUCGUCGCUCCACAGUGCCUCCUUCAAGAUGUGCGAGUCAUUUGAAGAUGGCCACGAGGCAGAGGGGGAGGCGGAGGGAGAGGGAGAGUGUAUCUAUGAGAACGACGGCUUCCGGCCCUUCAGGGAGACGCCGGAGCGGCAGUGCAGCAGGGACUCAAAUUCCUCCAAGACAAGUGUCUUGUCAGAAACUGGCAAGACUGCAAACUCGACAUCAGGUGGGUGGAGACCUGCAGGUAACAAGCUCAAGAUAGACUUGAACGGGAGCCCAUUUGCAGCCAAAACCGAGGAAGCAUCCAGUCCCAAGUCUGCCUCCACUGAGUCCACCCCGGAUCUGUCCAGAAAUAAGAAAGACCAAGACGAAAGCAAGGCAUCCUCUUCCAUCAAAUCUAAACCAAAGCCAGUGGUGAGGCCUAAACCACAACUAGCCAAGGCGUCCAGUGCAGAGAAGAUGGAUAUCAGCACCUUGAGAAGACAGCUAAGGCCAACAGGGCAGCUGAAGAACGGCACCAAAACUAAAGGUGAGGACUCUGAGACAGCUUCAGUCAUCUCCUCAGAGGACUCCUUUUCUUCUCAGAGCACGUCCGAUCUCUCCUCCAUCUAUUCUAAAGGCAGCCGGGGAGACUCCGACAUGGAAGGCUGCAGCCUGUAUCGCACCACAGAUCCCUACGAGAAGGUCCAAGAGUCUGAGCUCAGCUUCCCCGGUGGGGUGGAGGUGGAAGUGCUGGAGAAGCAGGAGAGCGGUUGGUGGUAUAUACGCUGGGGAGACACAGAGGGCUGGGCUCCGACUUACUUCCUGGAGCCCGCCAGGCAACAAGAUGACAUGGCGGGGUCCGAAUCUGACGGCACCCCGACUAAACCUGGAAGCCUCAGCAAGUCCAACAGCCUGGAGAAGAACGAACAAAGGGUGCAGGCGUUGAACAACAUCAACCAAAACCUAAAAAAGGUCACCCCACCCAUCCCUUCCAAGCCUCCGGGCGGCCUCUCCAAACCCAUCGGCUUGUUUGGUUCACGCAAGCAGAAUAGCACCAAACAGCAGCAGGUUGUCAGACCUCAGUCGGUGUUCAUAUCGGCCCCGAUCAGGGACGGUCCCAGCCCUGCCGGCUCCCUCAGGAGAAACGAGUCACUCAACUCCACGGACCACCCUCGCGCCAGCCCCACAGUGCGACGCAACGCCUCCUUCGGCACCGUGCCACGUAGCUUGCCGCCAAACAACAUAGCACUGCCCAUCAGGAACAGAUCCGGCACCGGUAGCUCCGAAUCCCUCGGCCUCAGCCCCCAGAAGAACGCCCUCCCUGUAUCCACAGUGAAACCCAAGCCCCACAUCAUCCACAACAACCUCAGAGAGGUGUUCGUCUCCAUAGCAGAUUACCACGGCGACGAGGAGACCAUGGGCUUUCCUGAGGGGACAAGUCUGGAGGUCCUGGACAGAAACCCCAAUGGAUGGUGGUACUGCAAGAUUCUGGACAAUGGCAAACCAAGGAAAGGAUGGGUUCCCUCAAAUUACCUCGAGAAAAAGCACUAGCACUCAUGUGUGGAGCUGGCAGAACUCUGAACAUGCGUGUAAAGACUACUCAAACAGAUGCAUUUAUUUUGUGAAAAAAAAGGCUAACCCUAAGACGUUAAGUAAGUAUUGAAAUCUUACCCGGUACCUUUGCCAAAAAAGAGCAGCCAGAUCAAAUUGUGACUUUGAAAUGAAAUGAGACAUCUGGUAAAAUGAGUCUACGCAAUACAGCGCCUGAGACGUUGCAUUAGGAGCAAUAUAACGGGACUUAGCGACGCAGCCAAAGUGAACACCAGAGAGCGGAAGAUCGGUUUAAUGAUAUCCUUCAGUGGUUACCUUUAACUUGAACUAAGAUAGAAUUUUGUGUCCACGCCUUGAACCUUUCUCUGUAAGUUUAUAAUGUCAUUUUUUAAAAACCUUUUUAAGCAUUUAAAGCUUACUGCAUGUUUGAAAUGAUUCAUUAUACUGACGAUGCCUUGAGCUGUUGAAGUUAAACCUUUUUUUUCCUCCUUUCCGUAAAGAAAAUCUCAGUUGUUGCCAAAGCUGCUUUGUGUUAGUCUCACCAUGGUGCUGUCUGUUUGCAUGUUUUUUUUUAUAUCUCUUUAUACUGUAUGUCACCUUUAUGUGAUAUAUUUUAUCCAUUUAAUUGUGUAAUAUUGUCCUAAUGAAACAAUAUGUGAGCAUCUCUGAUUAUCAGUAUUAUCUUACACUUAAAUGUAAAAACAAUCCCUUUAAAUGUUUCUUUUGUUUACAUUUCAGAGGCUAAUUUCCAAAAUUAAAACUUCCCUAACGUCAGUGGAAAUUAUAUUUAUUCAUGACUUAAAAAAUCAUAUUAUUACUUAUUUUAUUAUUAUUGUAAGAAAUGUACUGAUAAAAACAAUUUCACAGCCGCUUAAACAUUUCUAAGAACUGCUCUAUUAAUAAUGAUAACAUUUUGAAUUUCUGCUGGGCAGUAAAUUUGACACAACCCUUCAGCUGCAGCAGUAUACUGGGAUGCUCACUCUUGUUUUAUGUUAACUGUGUGACCAGUGACGAUAACUGAAGUGCCAAAAGAAUGAAUUUAAUAAAUGCACUUUUGAACAAUCA